This is a messenger RNA of Bombyx mandarina (wild silkworm), 1666 nucleotides long. It is a transcript of the gene ldbr, whose product is annotated as lariat debranching enzyme. The record is from RefSeq and is a predicted model, not a curated record. Gene Ontology annotation, biological process: mRNA splicing, via spliceosome. Lineage: Eukaryota; Metazoa; Arthropoda; Insecta; Lepidoptera; Bombycidae. Gene Ontology annotation, cellular component: nucleus. Gene Ontology annotation, molecular function: RNA lariat debranching enzyme activity.
AGUUGAAUGGGCCUCGUUCUCAAUUCUGAUCUAAAGUUUCAAUUCAAGUGUUUUCUUUACAUUAAAACAGAAUAUAUAUACCGUUAUUGCUAUUUACGUAUAGCAGUUAAGGAAAACUAAUUGUGAACUCUUUUAGGUAAUCAUGAAAAUAGCAGUGGAAGGAUGCGCUCAUGGAGAAUUAGACAAAAUCUACGAUUGCAUAGAAACAUUACAAGAGAGAGAAGGUUUUAAGAUUGAUUUGUUAAUAUGUUGCGGUGACUUUCAAUCUGUACGAAAUGCCGCUGAUUUACGUGCAAUGGCUGUACCCGAGAAAUAUCAACGCAUGUGCACAUUUUACAAAUAUUACAGUGGGGAGAAGAAGGCACCUGUAUUAACAUUAUUUAUUGGUGGAAACCAUGAAGCUUCAAAUUAUCUACAGGAGCUUCCGUAUGGUGGGUGGGUGGCUCCCAAUAUAUACUACAUGGGACGUGCUGGUGUUGUUAAGUUUGGAGAACUGAGGAUUGGUGGAUUAUCGGGAAUAUUCAAAGGGCAUGAUUACCUGCAAGGCCUCUGGGAAUGUUUGCCCUACAACCAAAAUUCCAUGAGGUCUGUGUAUCAUAUCAGGUCACUAGAUGUCUUUAGAUUAUCUCAACUGAAAGAAAAACUACAUGUGAUGUUGACACAUGACUGGCCUCGUGGUAUUACAGAUUAUGGAGACAAAGAUCACUUGUUGAGAAGAAAACCUUUUUUAAGGGAAGAUAUUGAAUCAAACCAAUUAGGUAGUAUGCCUGCAGAAAAAUUACUUCAUACAUUGAAACCAGAUUACUGGUUUGCAGCACAUUUGCACUGUCAAUUUGCAGCAUUGGUCAAACAUGAAGAUAACAGCGAAACGAAAUUUCUUGCUCUGGACAAAUGUUUGCCAAAACGUAGACAUUUACAAAUAUUAGAUCUACCUCAUGAGUAUGAUGGAGAUAAAUGCCUGAAACAUGACGCAGAAUGGUUAGUUGUGUUGAAGAAUACAAAUCAUCUGCUGAAUGUUAAAAACAUGGAGGGUCAUCUACCCGGACCGGGCGGAAAUGAAAGGUACAAUUUUACACCAACCGAUGAAGAAAAAGAAAUUUUAAUUCAGUCCUUGCAAAAUUUAGCUAUUACAUCUGAAAAUUUCGUCAAAACUGCACCUGCAUACAAGCCGGGAGCUCCCAAAGCAUAUCUCACAGACCCUAUACUAAAUCCACAGACAGUAGAUUUAUGUGAGAAAUUAGGUAUUGAUGAUCCUGUACAAGUGAUUAUGGCACGAGCAGGCAGAGUCAUGGAGAAACCAACUGAUCUCGAUAUUGUUGAAACGAAAGCAGAUCUCAAUCCAGUACUAAAAACACCUAUGUCAAAACUAAUUUUACCGGCACCUGUGACACCUAGUGAAAAUGAUUGUGAAGAAAAUACAUGUACAACACCUAUUUCAGAAAAUCCCUUAUUAUUAGAUAGUUUAUGUAAUACUUCUGAAUGUACGACUCCUACUUCAAUUAGUGGGAAGAAAACAUUCAAGAGGCGAAAUAUAUCAAUUUAUAGUUCCACAGAAGAAGAGAGUCAAAGUAUGAACUCAAGUUCCUUAGUAAGUCCAACCAGUCCAUCAAAAUAUCCUAGGGGUAAUAUUGAAUAAAUGUUAGUGCAAAAUUUACAGAUCUAGGAU